Messenger RNA from Cajanus cajan (pigeon pea), 1848 nucleotides. The record is from RefSeq and is a predicted model, not a curated record. NCBI's taxonomy places the organism in Eukaryota, Viridiplantae, Streptophyta, Magnoliopsida, Fabales, Fabaceae.
AUGGAAGUUCCCCUUCCAAAUACUUGGAAGCCAUUAAAUAUCGACAGAUAUGAUGGAACUACUGAUCCCGAUGAACACAUUGAUGCGUAUGUUACCCAGAUUAACCUGUACACAAAUGACGAUGCCAUUAUGUGUCGCGUGUUCCCAACUUCACUCAAAGGAGCCGCUCUCAGUUGGUACACACAACUACCACCCAGAUCAGUAGACAAUUUCGAUACCUUGGUCUGCCUUUUCUCUGCCCAAUACGCUACCAGCAGACCUCAUCAUAUCACCUCGGCAGCGCUGUCCAAUUUGCGACAACAGGAUGAUGAAUCCCUCAGGCAUUUUAUGGAGCGAUUUGCUAACGUUUCCAUCAAAAUCCGAAACCUUAAUCCUGAAGUCGCCCUCCAUUCCAUGCUGAUGGCACUUAAACCUGGACCUUUCGUUGACAGUCUUUGCCGACACCAACCAGCCACCAUGGAUGAACUUCGAGCACGCGCUGCCAGAUAUAUUCAGAUGGAAGAGCAUGCUGAGUUUCGUAACCAUAUCCGAGAUGACCUCGCUGGCAAAGGGGAGUCUAGUACCAGGGAGAAGUCCAAAACUCAUGUCGACCAGAGAUCAAAAAGACCUCGUCAGUCACAAGGUCCCAGGUAUGAAUUUUAUACCCCUCUUAACGCUCCUCGUAUUAAUAUUUUAGAGGAAGCUAACCAUGCAGAUUUGAUCUCUCUACCUCCACUCGCGCACAACUCGGCCAAUGCCGACAAGAGCAAGCAUUGCCGCUAUCACCGAAAUUACGGGCAUACAAUAGAGGAGUGUUGGAGUCUCAAAGAUCGCAUAGAAGAACUUAUCCAGGCUGGUCACCUCGGGCAAUAUAUCCAACGCGGACAGACUUCUCAUGGAGGCUUUAGAGGACGUGGUAGAGGACGCGACCGACAUCCAGGCCGAUAUCAAGGGCGCUAUCCAAAUUACCAAGGCCGAUCUGAGCACCACAAUUACCACCAAACCAAUGCCCAUGAGGAAAGCAAACCAAGUGCAAAUAGCGCCGACCCACAACACGCUGAUAAAUCCUCUGAGGGGAACAACAUACGUGGCGUUAUCAACACUAUUGCUGGUGGGUUUGUUGGAGGAGGAAGUUCUAAUUCUGCUCGAAAGCGGCAUCUCCGCAAUGUCCACAAUGUUGACAACUGCUCCAAUUUGGAAUUUAAGCCAGACAUACCCACUCCUCCUAUUGUCUUCACUGAUAACGAUUACGAGGGCAUAAGCCUAAACCAAGAUGAUCCAAUGGUCAUCUCGGUCGAAGUAGCCAACUGGGAAGUUCAGAAGACAUUAAUUGAUCAAGGCAGCUCUACCGAUGUGCUAUAUUGGCCAACUUUCUUAAAGCUUGAUAUUCCUCACAGCAUGAUCCAACCACACUCUGAGCCUCUUGUAGGCUUCGCACGUGAGCGAGUCCAUACUCGCGAGUUUAUUGAAUUACUAACCUCUUUUGGUACAGCUUCGAAUUCAAGAAGGGUGUUGGUGAAAUAUCUCUUAGUUGAUGCCAUCACUUCUUACAACAUCCUUAUCGGAAGACCGACACUGAACCAGUUGGGAGCUGUAGUAUCUACACCUCAUUUGACCAUGAAAUUCCCGGGGACCAAUGGACAAAUCAUAGCUAUCAAAGCCAAUCAACAGUUAGCAAGGAAAUGUUACGCCGAAAGUCUCAAGAUCACUCCCACCAAACCUCAACUCAGAACGACAAGUUCAACCACAGUGGCCCAUGUUGAUAAGAACGAGAUGGUCGAGCUGGAUCCCCGAGUUGACAUGUACGACCACCGACCUAGUCCUGUUGAUGAUUUGCUAGAGUUCCAAAUUGGUAAAAGGCCGGGAUAA